Molecule: messenger RNA, 1541 nt
Organism: Diorhabda carinulata
Lineage: Eukaryota; Metazoa; Arthropoda; Insecta; Coleoptera; Chrysomelidae
Product: tRNA (guanine(10)-N2)-methyltransferase homolog
Exons: 8
Coding region: 110-1498 (462 amino acids)
Biological process (GO): methylation
Cellular component (GO): cytoplasm
Molecular function (GO): nucleic acid binding
Source: RefSeq, a predicted model, not a curated record
UUUGUUUUAACCUACAUAUAAAAAAAGGGAAACAAUAUUGGCCUUCACUUAAUGAAAAAUCAGCACUUCUUUCAGUGGUGUGGUGAAAAAGCUACAUCCCAGAAACAAUAUGAAUAAAUGCUGGAAAACGUAUUUAUUAUGGUUUGCACAAGAGCAUACAGAAUUUAGAUCUGCGGAAAUCAAUUCUCUACUUUCACUUUUGAAUAUAGAAAUGAGAUAUGUUGAAAAACCAAAAGAUAUUGAACCUUACUGGAUAGUGGAAUUUAGUUCAGAAGAUGACGUUAAACUACUUGCAAGUAGGUCUGUAUCUUUAAGAAAUUGUAUAGAACUUUGGGCCCAUGCUAAAUCCAUUCCUGCUAUCCACGAUAAACUGAAAAAUUAUCCUUUGCAACUAUAUAAAUCUCAUUUUGAUGCUAAUAAAUCAUUCAAAAUUGAGGUGGAAACAUUUUGUCGACAUUUUACACAAAAAGAAAAGGUCGAUAAAUUAGAAGCUUUUAGCUACUUACCUGUUUCAGGCCCUGUGAAUUUAAAGAAUCCUGAUGUUACACUGCAAUAUAUCGAAUAUUAUGGCACUAUAUCAAAUGAUCCACCAGAAUUACCAUACUUUGUAUUUUUUGGUAGAUGGGUAGCUAACGGUUUACGUCAAUUAAUAAAAAAACUAUCUCUAAAAACAAGAAAAUUCAUUGGUAAUACAAGCAUGGAUCCUCAGCUAUCUCUACUUAUGGCUAAUCAAGCUAAAGUCAAAGAUGGAGACAUUGUACUAGAUCCAUUCGUUGGGACAGGUUCCCUUCUUGUAGCAGCUGCUCAAUUUGGUGGUUAUGUUAUAGGAACAGAUAUAGAUUAUCUUAUGCUUCAUGCCAGAACUCGACCAUCAAGAAUUAAACAGAAGAUGAGAGAAAAAGACGAGAGUAUUAAAGCUAAUAUGAAACAAUACAAUUUGGAACAUAAAUAUUUGGAUGUGAUGGUAAAUGAUUUUUCAGUAUCGUUUUGGAAAGAUACUGUUCAAUUUGAUGCAAUUAUUACAGAUCCACCAUAUGGAAUAAGAGAAUCAACUGAAAGAAUAGGAACCACAAAAACUGAUUGUAAAGUAAAAGAAGAGCAUUUACAUACACACAUUCCAGCUAAAAUUGAUUACGGCAUUUCACAUAUUUAUAGGGAUCUUCUUUUAUUUUCUGCAAAACAUUUAAAAGUUGGAGGAUGUGUGGUGUGUUGGUUUCCAGUUUUUAGAGAAGACUAUGAUGAGAAAUCUCUUCCAUCGCAUCCGUGUUUUAAUCUUACUGCAAAUUGUGAACAAGUUUUGACAAAAGUAACAUCAAGACGGUUACUAACAUUUGAAAAAAUUCGAGACCCAACUCCCCAUGAAAUGGAGACAUAUGAUCACGAAAUAAUAGAUUUUAGAAAAAAGUACUACACAGCUAGGGAAGAAUCGAGGAAAGAAAGGCGAACAAGGGAAGCACAAAUAAGGGAAGAGAAUAGAAAAAAAUAUGAAAAAUCAUAAAUUAUUAUUUGUAUUUUGCUUAUUAAAUUUGUUCAUUCGCCUA